AUGAAUACGAAAGAAAAAAAUAAUAAAAAUAGUCUAUCUUCAAGUUCAGUAAAAGAUGAAAUUAAUAAAACAAUUCAUGAUUCCCCUGUUGAUAGAAAUUUAAAAGGGAUAAAAGAAAAAAAUAAAGAUAAUUUGAAAAAAUCAGAUAGAGAGUUUAUUUUAAAAUACAAUUCAAACUUUGGUAAAGACUGUAGCUUUAUUCAAAAUGGUAUUAAUGAUUUUGUUGCUGAUACAGUAAUAAACAAAUGUGAAUUAAAAAUGAAAAAUAAUAUAAAUAAUAAUACUUAUGUUGAGAAUCUUGAUUUCCAUAUUAAUUCUGAUGAUAAUUAUAUUUUUAUAAGUGAUAGUGAAGAUGAUUUCAAAAAUAAAAAAUUUCAGAAAACUAAGUUAUCUAAUAAUUUAUCUAUUGAAAAUUCAUUAAGCAAUGGUAGUUCGUCUGUAAUUUUUUCAAAGGAAAUUAAAACAAAGUUUUUGAAUAAAGUAGAAAAUAAUAUAAAUACUAAUAAAAAUAAAUGUAACAAAAAAAAAUAUAAUGAAUUAAUCAAAGACGUUAAUGCAGAUAUAUAUUCUAAAUGCUGGAUACGCCAAAAAUAUAAAAACAGAAGUACUUAUGAAUAUGAUAGAGAAAGAGUUUGUGAAUCUACUUCUUUACAUAAUUAUAAAAGAGAUUCAUACUCGAAUGAUAAAAAAGGUUCAUAUAAUAGAUAUUAUAUUAAAGAAUAUAAUUCAAUAUUGUCAAUUCCAUCUAAUAGGGCAUCGCAUACAUGUGAUAUAAUAGAAAAUAAACUUUUUUUAUUUGGUGGAUGGAAUGGAAAGAAAGCUUUAAAUGAUCUUUAUAUUUAUGAUAUUGAACAAAAAAAAUGGUUUUUUGUUGAUUAUGAAAAAGCAGAAUGCUAUUUUGAAAAAAUUAAAGUCUUAAAAAAAUUAUACUCUAAAAUGAAUUAUUAUUCACUUGAAAAAAAUGUAACAUAUAAAAACAUUCGCAUUCCAAGUGAUAAAAGUGAAACAACGGAGAACGAAGAAAUAGAAAAGGAACAAGAAUCAAGAGAAAAAGAAAAAAAAAAUGUGAAAAUAAAAUGUAGGAAGGGCGAAAUUCAAGAAAUAGAAAAAUAUGAUGAAGAUGAGGAAUAUGAAAAUGAAGAUGAGGAGGAUGAAGAUGAAGAAGAUGAAGAUGAGGAAGAUGAAGAUGAAGAUGAGGAAGAUGAAGAUGAAGAUGAAGAAGAUGAAGAUGAAGAUGAAGAAGAAGAUGAAGAUGAAGAAUUAAAAAAUAAUAGUGAAAAAUAUAAUAAAAAAGAAGAAAAAAAAGAUAAAUUAAAAUGCACCAUGAAAUUAAAUAAUGAUUAUGAUUAUUAUUCUCUUUUUACAAAAAGAACUUCAAUAAAUUAUAAUAUCUUGAAUAGUAUUUGUAAAGGAGAUAUAAUAGAAAAGUUUCAGGUUCCUCUUCCUAGAAAUAACCAUGCUUCAUGUUGUAUUAAUGAAAAAAUUUACAUUUUUGGUGGUCAUGAUUCAACAAAAUGGUUAGAUGAUAUGCAUGUUUUAAACGCAAGUGGUGUAGUUAAUUCAUUAGGUAAGUUAAAUUUAAAAAACAAUAAAUGCAAUUCAUUGUAUAAAAGAUAUAAUAAGGAAGCAAGUGCAUUCAGUAGUAGUUCCAGUUUAAAUUCAGAUGAAUCCAAUGAAGAAAAGGAUAUCUGCUCAUAUAAUUAUAUUUAUUUUGUUGAAAUAAAAAAAAAAAAAUUAGAAUAUUGGCCAUCCCCAAGAGCAUGCCACACAUUAAAUGCAGUAAAAAAUAAACUAUAUUUAUUUGGUGGUUUUGAUGGAAACAGUUGUUCUAACAAUGUAGAAGUUUUUGAUACAGAAAAAAGAAAAUGGAUUUGUGCUGAAACUAUGGGUUCAAUUCCUUGCCCAAGAAAUGCUCAUUCUAUGAUAAAUUUAAAUAACAAUUUAUAUUUAUAUGGUGGUCGUUCCAUGAAAUGUUAUUUAAAUGAUUUGUUUGUUCUUAACACAAAGAAGCUAGUUUGGACAGAAAUAAAAUUUUCAAAUUUUUUAUUGCCUUGUAUAGCAGGACACACAAGCUGCUUUUUAUUUAAAAAAAUUUUUCUAUUUGGUGGAUAUAAUGGAAAUGAAAGAUUAAAUAAGACAUAUAUUAUUGAUAUUAAAAGAAAAAAUAUUACUUUAUUACCCUCCCAAAAAAAUACUCCUCAUUGCAGACAAAAACAUACUUGCUGUGUUUAUAAAAAAAAACAAAUAUUUAUAUUUGGUGGAUUUGAUGGAAAUACAUGGUAUAAUGACUUAUGCAUUUUUGAUGCUAGUAAAAUAGAACAAAAGGUGUUAACUGAUAUUUCCAUUAAAAAGCUUCUUAAAAUGUUACGUAGUUUAGUAAAUAAUCCACAAUUUUCUGAUAUAACAAUUAUAGUCCAGAACAAAAAAAUAUAUGCACAUAAAAAUAUUUUAUGCACUCACGGUUCAUAUUUUAAAUCUUUAUUUUUUAAUAAUUCCUUUCAAAGUAAACAUAGUACAUUAGAGGUUAAUGAUUGGUCAUAUGAAUCAUAUAUUAAAAUGAUUGAAUUUCUUUAUACUGGAAGGUUAAAGAAUAUUUACAAUAUUUCUUAUACAAUUUUAACUGAGAUUAUGGGUUUAUCAAAUGAAUAUUCUAUACACAUUUUAAAAGGAUUAUGCAUAAAUGUUCUUAUUAAUAAAAUUAAUAUUAAUAAUGCAUGCUAUUUAUUAAAACAUGCAGAUAUAUAUAAUGCAUCUGAAUUAAAAUACCACUGCUUAACUUUUAUUAAGUACAAUUCUCAACACAUUAUAUUUACAAAAGGGUUCGAAGAAUUGAAAUCAAAUCCCUCUUUAAUCGUAGAUAUAUCAAAAUUAUGUCUUAAUCAAAUAUGA
Messenger RNA from Plasmodium relictum, 2889 nucleotides. Its product is annotated as leucine-zipper-like transcriptional regulator 1, putative. Gene Ontology annotation, molecular function: protein binding. NCBI's taxonomy places the organism in Eukaryota, Apicomplexa, Aconoidasida, Haemosporida, Plasmodiidae. Bases 1 to 2889 code for a protein of 962 amino acids. The record is from RefSeq and is a predicted model, not a curated record. The transcript has a single exon.